AUGCCCUGGCGGCCUCUGCCUCGCAUUGCUUUUGCAGUUGCCAUUUAUCCCUUCCAACCUUCUUCGCCGGCCGAUCUCCCCCUCGAACUUGGAGAUGAAUUGUACAUAAUCGAACAAGGGGGUGUCAAUGGCUCGUGGUUUCGAGGCUACCUCGUUGCGCCCCCUUCGCUUUUGGCUGGAUUGACAAGCGUCAAAGGCCAAACGCUAGAAGCUCGAGUGUUUUCCGGUAUCUUUCCUAGGAAUUGUGUGGAGAUUCGGGAGUAUCUAGGAGAUGCGGAAGGUCGCAGGGCGCUGGACAGCGUAGAUGGUGCAUUGGCAAAUGGGAUCAACGGCCACCAAAAGGGGAUUCCCGAAGAUGUCGUCAAACAUCGGCAGGAGACCGCUGACAUACUUGAAGAUUUCGGGUACACCCAACGGUCAGCUUCGGCUGCGACCUACCGAUCUGGCUCUGUCCCGCUGACACCUUCCUCAGUCGUUGCGCGAAACCCCAAUGGCCCCAAGCCUGCUGCUCCAGUCCCGAUGUUAAAAAUUGGAGAUGAGACGCCGACAUCAUAUGAGGAACCUUUAGUCGAUGAGAUAGCCUCGUGUCUGCGGGAAUGGCAUUCAACAAAUCUCCACGAGCUACUCCUGACUCGUCAAUACGGUGUGGUGGAGACGAUGUACAACGUCGUUUUAGAUCUUGAUUUAGCCAGGCGGCAACUACUUCAUAAUGUACUCACUUCCAAGGAGAAGAGUGCUGUCCGGCAGACAACUGUGUGGAACUUGGUCCGCGGGAACAAGAUGCUCACGGGUGAGGUUAUUGUGCGAGAUCCAACACAAAACGGCCAGUUGCUUACGGGAGACGAUUCGGCAAUUGAAUUGACCAAACUUCAGUCAGAGAUGAGUAUGUUUGACGCAGAUCCUAGACAAACGGGAGAUUCAUCAGCACUUCGUCACCUCCUCCUCGAAAUCAAGACAAUUGCUGGUUCUCAUGCCGGUCCGGUCACUCUGUCUUUGUACUUAUCAACGAAAGCAGACAAUGGCACGUUGAAGCCCUUGUCCGAGACUUACAUAUUGGAGAUUCAGUCUGCAGACAGCUUUAUGGCUCUAGCUCAUACCAGCAAAUUGAAAACUUUGUUCACGGAGCUAUGUGCCGCAGACGUAGGCGACGGUGCUGGUGUGGAAGCUCAAUUGUAUCUCGUUGUCAUGGUACAAUCAGCAGAACUACCUCGUCCCUCCCUUCCAUAUACCGCGCGAACACCGAAUUCUCGGGACGGCAGCAUGAAUCGCAGUCCUUCCAACAUGCACAGCGUCAAGGGCAGCGUAAAGGGCCGUCGCAGCAUGGUCUGGACUGCUAAAUCGCCACGCCCCGGACAGCCAGAAACCAUCAGGGAAACUCCUCCGAGAAGUUCAGAUUCCACCACUAAUUCUCAAGUUGAAAAUACCACGAUUAAAGAUGCGACUGUCAUACGUACGGUGGGAGCAGGUAUAUUAGACGUUGCACAUAUCAUCCGACAAAACAUCGAUGCGGAGCAAGUAAUCACUAUUUGGUCACCGCUAGGUGACGACAGCGAGGAAAGUGGGACCGACUCUGAGGGCUUCGAUGAACUUCUUCGAAGCGUUUUACCGAGCUCGUCUGGUCGGUAUUCCAAGUGUUACCAAGCUUCCCAACUUCACCUUCACUUCUAUCCAUUCAUAAAUUCCGAUGCCGAUGCCCUCAUACGAAACAAUCCCACAUUGAUGCAUAACGUGACUCAAACAAGGAGGAUGGGUUUCGCAGCCGCUCCAGCUCAGGCAAGAUCAGACAUCUACUUGACCAUAUCUCGUGCCAGAUUUCCUUGGCCAGCUCUGCUCAAUCACCCUCAAACCGGACAAGUGUCUGUUCCUGUCAAUACCGGCUUCCGCAACCUUCAAUUAACCCUGGAGGUUCGUAAUGCCAACGGAUCUCGUUUGGAACGGUGUAUCUUUGCAUCCUCCAACAGUACAGGCCACACUGCUUGGAGAACAACUGUCACGGACAGAAAUGCUUCGUGGGACCAGACUAUUCGCCUAAAUAUACCAACGGAGCAGGUUCCAGGAGCUCACAUUGUCAUGAGUAUAGCCGAUGCACCGGAGUUCCCAUUUGCACUCUGCUGGCUACCUUUGUGGAAUCAGCAAGCUUUCAUACAUGACGGACCUCAUUCAUUGCUUCUUCAUGCUUAUGACAAGGUAACGUCGAGCGUAGAUGAGGAAGGAAGGGGAGCAUACCUUAACCUACCUUGGAGCUCAUUGCACAAGAAUUCUUCUGUCCCAGAUGAAUCUGUGACAGGCCCGCUAUCUACUGUUCACGUUGAGACAAAUCUCUGCAGUACCGAAUACUCUCAAGACCAGAUUAUAUUGGGUCUCAUCAAUUGGAAGAAGCAAACCGGAAAUGAGGUCUUGGAGCUACUUCGACGAGUUCUCUUCGUUCCGCAAAUCGAGAUUGUCAAACAGUUACGUGAUGUCUUUGAUGCCCUUUUUGGAAUUUUGGUCGAAAAUUCCGGAAGUGAGGAAUACGAGGAUCUGAUACUUAACGCCUUGGUCACGGUGUUGGGUAUUACUCACGAUCGACGGUAUAACCUUGGCCCACUCGUGGAUCAUUACACAGAAAAUCAGUUCAACUUUCCCUUUGCGACUCCAUGUCUGAUUCGAAGCUAUUUGCGACUUCUACAAUCUUAUGAUACCCCGCAACAGUCGCGGAAUCUUCGUGCAGCGUUCAAGGUUGGACGGCACUUGUUAAAAUUCAUUAUCAACGCCCGCCAACAGCAGAAGCUCAAAGAAGAGGGGAUUGGGGUCACAAAGGUCCAGCCGACAUUUAAUCGGGACCUGCACUCGAUAUUUAAGUCUCUUGAUGCCUUAAUGCGGAAUCCAUCACCGGUCCUGGUUGGAACGAAAACUCUAGUGGUGCAACACUUUCAUACAUGGCUUCCCGAGCUUACGAAUGUCCUGCCUAAAGAUGAGAUAAUCAUGAUUGCGUUGAGCUUCAUGGACUCCAGCAAGGACAUCAAGGGCAUGCUCAUCUUGUAUAAGCUUAUUUUGAUUCAAAACUACACGAGACUGGAUAUCUUCACUUCUGGUGAAGAUAGAGAUACUUUGAUAUCCUGCUGUUCUAGUUGGCUUGACCCCUACUGGGGUAAUACUGGUGAAGUCUCUGAUCAGUAUCGUGAUCAAGUACGUCUCUGUGCUUCAAUUGUGGCGGAAUUCUCGAAACAGCCCACUCCUCAGCUGUAUACAUUUAUGCAUAAAAUCACCUCAUCCUACUGUGCAGUUGUAUUAGAGGGAGUUGACGAGACUGAAUAUCUUUCCAUGCUCUAUUCUAAAUCAUUCCCGUUCCAAGUCAAGGCCGCUGAGCGCAAACAAAGGUUCGAUGAAGCACUGGUUGAGCUAGCCGGUUUGAUGGCCGCCCUGUCAAAUAUCCAGGAACCAAAGUUACCCAUUCUCAAAUUGGAGGACCUGGCGUUGUUCGUAUUCAACUCACUAGAGGCACAGAGAUCUAUAAUAAGCUGCGAAGCUUAUCCUGAGGACUGGCUAAGUCUGCACAUAUACAAUCACCGCGCCGCCGUCAAGAAUCUUGAAAUCCUAUCCUCUAUUUUGAUCCGUUCAUUCGUCCCCCAACCAGAUGAGGCUGAUCUCUUUGAUAUGAAGUUGUGGGAGCUUUUCUUCACAACUCUCUUGAAAGUUGUAUCCAGCGAUGCGCUUGCUCUAGAAACGUUUCCGGAACAAAAGCGCAGGGCAGUGUGGAAGAUUGGUGGUGACGUUCGUGAACAGGGCGCUAUACUUUUACGACACGCCUGGGAGGCGAUUGGAUGGGAGACUAGCGAAGACGAAAGAGUCAAAUAUGGACUGCACAAACUCGGUGGCUACCAGGUACAAUAUGUCCCGAGCCUUGUUCCUGGUAUCAUUGAAUUGUGCCUUAGUGUUCAUGAGGGUCUUCGCCGGGUCGCUGUGGAAGUUUUGCAGACCAUGAUCAUCAGUGAAUGGGACCUCAAUCAAGAUCUAUCCAUCAUCGAAAUGGAAAUAGUCACAAGUCUUGAUCUGAUUUUCCAGUCGAAGCAUAUGAACGAGAGUAUUACACAAAAGCUUUUUAUUUCUGAGCUGCUUGACCUUUUCGAAAAGAUCGAAGACUCCGACGAAGCUCUGGCGACCGAUGUCAAGGGCUUGAUAGGCACAAUAGAUGAACUACUUGAGUUGCUGGUAGCGUGCAACAGUGGUGGCAUCACCGAAAGUCUUCACACUUUGCGACUUAUGGAGUUCAUGAAGGAUAUGGACAGGGAGGAUAUUUUCAUACGAUACGUUCAUGAGCUGGCUCAGACUCAAGCUGCAGAGCACAACUAUACACAAGCUGGACUUGCCCUUCAAUUUCAUGCUGAUCUUUAUACAUGGGAACCGACAAGAAUGGUUCCUGCAUUAGCGAAUCCGGCAUAUCCGGAACAAUCCGCAUUUGACAGAAAGGAGGCUCUUUACUUCCAGAUCAUUCAACACUUUGAAGAUGGAAAAGCGUGGACACAUGCGCUUGCCUGCUACAAAGAACUCAUUGAACAGUACGAGCAUAUUGUCAUGGACUUUACCAAAUUGUCUCGAGCGCAGGGAUCCAUGGCCAAGAUAUAUGAAUCGAUCUCCAAGGAAGAAAAACCAUUCCCGCGGUACUUCCGUGUCUGUUAUAGAGGUCUAGGUUUCCCUCCAACUUUACGAGACAAGCAAUUUAUCUUUGAGGGGUUGCCGAACGAGCGUAUGGCGUCUUUCACGGAUCGCAUGCAGAAACUACAUCCUGCUGCGCAGUUCACAUCGUCUAGCGAAACUGAGGAUAUCGAAGGCCAAUUCCUGCAAAUCAGUAGCGUCAGUGCUCAUAGAGAGAUUAUGCAUCCCGUGUAUCAGCGUUCGAAGGUGCCCCACUCGGUUCGCGAGCACUUACUCAUAUCGGUACCUGUCCAAUUCUCCUAUACUUCCAAACGCCACACCGGUGGUUCGAAUAUAAAGGAGCAAUGGGUUGAAAAGACCAUCUUCACUACAGCGGAACCCUUCCCUAACAUCCUUCGCCGAAGUGAAAUUGUGGCUACUGAGGUGGUUGAGUUGACUCCUUUGCAGACGGCUAUUGAGCGUACAUGGCGCAAAACCCAGGAACUGCAUUUGCUCGAACAGCAUGCCAUCUCGGGAGAUGACUCGUCACUGUCAAAUUUGACAGAAGCUUUGAUACAACUUCUUGACUUGGGAGCACCCCAUUCAAGCUGCGUUGCGAUAUAUCGCCCUUUCCUGGCCAGUGAUGAUGAAAAUGAUGAAGCAAGGCAGGAAGAAGACAAUGAGACUGAGCAGAAGCCAAUUGACCCGCUAGAGAAUGCGCUUGCUGUAGCUUUGAUCGAUCACGCACUUUCGAUUAAGCGUUGUCUGUCGCUGUAUUCUCGGCCUGCUCAUCAAGCGACCCAGGUUGAACUUCUUGCUAGGUUUGAGGCCGCCUUCGGACCGGAGAUUGCGUCUUUAGCUGCAUAUACACAGACUCCUUCUCCUCCUCAAAGCGCCAAUCACUCAAGUAAUCGCUCCACUCCGCAUGCCAAUGGACAUGGUUCGGAUCUUGCUGGGCGGUCAUUCAGUCCGGAGCAGGAACUUAUACGCACGUCACGUUCUAACAGUGAACGAAGACACACCGCGAAGCCUUCUCUGAGUCAUCGUAUCAGUAUCGCUAACCCAUUCAAGAGAUCCAAUCACCAAGCAUCGGCUUCUGUUGCAACUGUCCAGCAAUCACAAGAUCUAAAACAAUUGGCCGAUGCGCAGUCUAGUUGUCAAUCUAUCAACCUUCAAGACCGUGACGAUGAUGCGGUAACAGUGCAUUCCCGUGCCACUAGCCGUGGCGGUAAAAGCGAGAAACGACGAAGCUGGUUUGGCGGUGAUGCAAAGCCAAAACAGAAAGCGACACCAUCAACAAUUGAGCCUACCGAAGAACAGGUAGACCAGCAACGCAGAGAUCGCUCACGAGCUCGCAGUUCAACGAAUAAAUCCACCAAAUCGCAUGAUGAGUUAAGUCAAUCUCGCACACGACAGAACAGACUGGAGUCGAAAAAGAGCACACCUGUCCUGCCCAGUGGUGGAUGGGACUCGGCACCAACAGCGUUACCUCGCACAUCUCAAUCUGACCAUCGUCCUAAUACGUCGGAAAUAUUCGGGUAUCCCGACAAGAGUCUCGCGGCUACAGUGACGAUAUCAGCUGGUGUCUCCAAUAACCAGAGCAACAGUAAUAAUGUCAAUAACAACGGGUCUUCGUCUUCUUCGACUUCAGGUGUUCGCGAUUCGGUGAAAAAGCGUUUCAGUCUAUUGAAGGGCAUCAACAAGAAAACAAGCCGUGCCAACGUCCGCGAUGGCGGUAAUGGCAUCCUAGCUGAGUCUUUGCGUGAGGAGUGAUUGUAUUUGUUUUCUUUCUUUCAAAUCAUAUAAUCGUUCACUUUCUAUUCCCUUCUUGAUUCAAUCGUCUUGUUCAUCAUAUUAUUUUCUUUUGAUGUCUUACAUGUUUAUUUUAGUAUUUUGAUACCAGUCUCACGGGAAAGUCGAGACACGGCGUCUUCGAUGUAUUCUCUUCGAUUUCAUUCUGAUAUAUCUAUUUGGAAAUAACUUUUUUCGACUCUGCAUGUAUAAACAAAUAGUUGUCGAAUGGUGGAUAUUCAAAUACA
Messenger RNA from Talaromyces stipitatus ATCC 10500, 6653 nucleotides. RefSeq names its product dedicator of cytokinesis domain protein, putative. The transcript has a single exon. Gene Ontology annotation, biological process: small GTPase-mediated signal transduction. Gene Ontology annotation, molecular function: small GTPase binding; guanyl-nucleotide exchange factor activity. The record is from RefSeq and is a predicted model, not a curated record. The coding region runs from base 1 to 6387 and encodes 2128 amino acids. Lineage: Eukaryota; Fungi; Ascomycota; Eurotiomycetes; Eurotiales; Trichocomaceae. Gene Ontology annotation, cellular component: cytoplasm; plasma membrane.